AUGAAGGACCCCACAAAAGGCAUGAAGGACCCCAGAAGGCAUGAAGGACCCCCCCAGAAGACCCCUUUACAGGAUAUGAAGGACCCAAAAAGACAUGAAGGACUCCACAGAAACCCUCACAGGACCCCCACAGGACAUGAAGGAUUUCCGGGAACCAACUCCUCCUACAACCAUGUCACUCCUAAGCCGUCACAACCACGUCACUCCAUGCCGUCACAACCACGUCACUCCCAAGCCGUCACAACCACGUCACUCCCAAGCCGUCCUAACCACGUCACUCCCAAGCCGUCACAACCACGUCCUCCCAUGCCGUCACAACCACGUCACUCCCAUGCCGUCACAACCACGUCCACUCCCAUGCCGUCACAACCACGUCACUCCCAUGUCCAUCACAACCACGUCACUCCAUGCCAAAUCACAACCGUCCUCCCAUGCCGUCACAACCACGUCACUCCAUGCCGUCACAACCACGUCACUCCAUGCCAUCACAACCACGUCACUCCCAUGCAAUCGGCUCCACAAUCCUCCCAAGCCAUCACAGCCACGUCACUCCCAUGCCGUCACAACCCAUCCAUCAUGCCGUCACAGCCACGUCACUCCAUGCCGUCACAACCACGUCCUCCCAUGCGUCACAACCACGUCACUCCCAUGCCGUCCCCAGCCGUCACCUCCCAAGCCAUCACAACCACAGUCACUCCCAUGCCAUCACAACCACGUCCUCCCAAGCGUCACUCACCAAGCCGUCACUCCCCUAUUAUCCUUGUUGAGUUUCCGGUCGUUAUCUCCGAAACCAAUUAA
Molecule: messenger RNA, 798 nt
Organism: Homarus americanus (American lobster)
Lineage: Eukaryota; Metazoa; Arthropoda; Malacostraca; Decapoda; Nephropidae
Product: vegetative cell wall protein gp1-like
Exons: 2
Coding region: 1-798 (265 amino acids)
Source: RefSeq, a predicted model, not a curated record